Molecule: messenger RNA, 978 nt
Organism: Cotesia congregata
Lineage: Eukaryota; Metazoa; Arthropoda; Insecta; Hymenoptera; Braconidae
Source: the annotation of a GenBank genome assembly
AUGGAUUAUAAAAAUUUUAAUAAAAUAGACAGUGAAAGUGAAGAUAAUAUUAUUUAUAAUAAGAAAUAUAAAAAAUUAAAGCGACUUGUUAAAGAUCUUGUUUUUGAAAAUGCAGCUUUAUGUGAUCAAGUAGCUCAAACCCAAGAAAAUUUAGUGAUAGUAAAAGAAGAACGGUUAUAUUUAUUAAAAAAAUUAACGCAAUUCCAAGGUGAGUCUUCUGACGGACCACUUCCAGGUAAGAUGAACAAUUUAAAUGCAUCAAUGUCCUGCGAGGGUGUGACUAAAAAAAGUAAGAAGCGGAAUUCGAUAGACGCUGGAGAGACAAGUGGGAAAAAAGCGAAAAGAUGCAAGCCAGGAAGCAGAAGAGUUGUCCAGCUGAUUCCUCUGGACAUCAACGGCCGGCCGUUGUUUCCCAUCUCGCUCGGAGACUUGACAGUGUAUUCUUUAGGAGAAAUUGUCACUGACCGGUUAGGUUAUCAUACAGAUGAGUUUAUUUAUCCAGUCGGGUUCUGCAGCACUCGGUUGUACGCCAGCUUGAAGAAUAUUCAGAGUCCGAGUCUUUAUACUUGUAAAAUAGUCGACGGAGGGGCCAAGCCAAGGUUUGAAAUAGUAUCAGAUACAGACUUAGACCAACCGCUAGUUGGUUCAACCCCCGACGAAUGUCAUAGCCGCUUACUCCAAGCCCUCUCGCCUUUAUUAAUGAACAUAACACCAAAAGGCGCGAGUUUUUUUGGAAUUUCCCACCCUACAAUACAGAACUUAAUCCAAAGUUCGCCUGGCACCCGAAAAUUGCCGCUUUACAAGCCUCAAAAAUUCGAGGUGAGCAAAAAUUCAAUCGAGAAUGGAUCAAGUCCGAUUCCAGACGAAGAACUGGACCCUAGUGUAAAUUUCUCGUCACUCCACCGGAGCUUCAAGCUGAAUUACUCUAUAAAAGAAGAACCCAGUGAUCAUGACCUGCGUGCUUUAAAAGAUUUGUAA